GUUGGCGAGGAGGGAGGGUCCGGCGGGCGGCGAUGACGGUGUCGCAGCUGCGGGCCCUGAUGGAGCUGCGCGGGGCGGAGGGGGCGAAGGCGCUGGAGGAGCGCUUCGGGGGCCCGCUGGGCCUGUGCGCCCGGCUGAACUCGCACCCGGAGCGCGGGGCCGAGGACGACCCGGCCGGCCGGCGGGCGCGCUACGGGACCAACGAGCUGCCGCGGCCGCGCUCCAAGACCUUCUGCGAACUGCUGUGGGACGCCCUGCAGGACGUGACGCUCAUCUUCCUGGAGGUGGCGGCCGCCGUGUCCCUGCUGCUGGCCUUCUACGAGCCCCCGACGGGCGGCUCGGACCCCGACUGCCUGGGCCGGAGGCGCGGGGCCGGGCCCCGGGACCAGGAGGGCGACGAGGUCCGCUGGCUGGACGGGCUGGUCCUGCUGCUGUCCGUGGCCAUCGUGGUCCUGGUGACGGCCUUCAACGACUGGAGCAAGGAGCGGCAGUUCCGCGGGCUGGAGAGGCGCAUCGCCCGGGAGCAGCGCAUCGCCGUGGUGCGGGCCGGCCGGGUCACCCGGACGCCCGUCGCCGACCUCGUGGUGGGCGACGUGGUCCAGAUCGGCUACGGCGACAUGCUGCCCGUGGACGGCGUGCUGCUCCGGGGCCACGACGUCAAGGUGGACGAGAGCUCGCUCACCGGGGAGUCGGAGCUGGUGAGGAAGUCGCCCCGGAGGGACCCCAUGCUGCUGUCGGGCACCUUCGUCGUGGAGGGCUCCGGGAAGAUGCUGGUCACCGCCGUGGGCCUCAACUCCCAGACGGGCAUCAUCCUCACCCUGCUCACCUCCCACGCCCUGGAGGAGGGCGAGGCGGCGCGGCGCCGCGGGGGGAAGGGACGCCGGUGGCGGCCGGAGCCGCCGGAGCGGUCGGGGCGGGCCCUGUCGGGGGCCGAGGCCGAGACCUCCACCGGCACCUCCGAAGGCUCCCUCGACCGGCCCCGGCCCAGCCAGAUCCUCAAGGCCGCCCUGCCCAAGCAGAAGAGCAUCCUCCAGGAGAAGCUGACCGUCCUCGCCAUCCAGAUCGGGAAGUUCGGCUUCCUCAUGGCCAGCGUCACCGUCCUCACCCUCGUCGUCUCCUUCGCCGUCAACGUCUUCGCCAAGGGGAGGCGGCCUUGGAUCGCCCGGUGCCUCCCCGCCUACUUCGCCUACCUGGUCAAGUUCUUCAUCAUCGGCGUCACCGUCCUGGUGGUGGCCGUGCCCGAGGGCCUCCCGCUCGCCGUCACCAUCUCCCUGGCCUACUCCGUCAAGAAGAUGAUGAAGGACAACAACCUGGUGCGGCACCUGGAUGCCUGCGAGACCAUGGGCAACGCCACCGUCAUCUGCUCCGAUAAAACCGGGACGCUGACCUUGAACCGGAUGACCGUCGUCCAGGCUUACAUCGGGGACACCUACUACAAGCAGGUUCCCAAACCCGGCUCCAUCUCCAGCGUCACCUUGAACUACCUCCUCGUGGCCAUCUCCGUCAACUGCUCCUACUCCUCCGACGUGCUGCCCCCGCAGCCCGGGGACAGGCACCCCCAGCAGGUGGGCAACAAGACCGAAUGCGCCCUCCUGGGCUUCCUCAUGCACUUAAACCUGGACUUCCAGGAGGAGCGGAGGAAAACGCCCCAGGAGAGUCUCUUCAAGGUCUACACCUUCAACUCCGACAGGAAGUCCAUGAGCACCGUCCUCAAGCGUUCCGACGGGAGCUUCCAGAUUUACAGUAAGGGGGCCUCGGAGCUCAUGCUCGCCAAGUGCACCAGGAUCCUCAGCGCCAACGGGGUGGACAAGGUGCUGACAAAGCAGGAGAGGGAACACAUCCUCAAGAGCAUCCUCGAACCCAUGGCCUGUGAGGGCCUCCGGACCAUGUGCCUGGCAUUCAGGGAGUUCCCCGUCUGCGGCCAGGAGCCCAACUGGGAGCGGGAGGAGGAAGUCGUCAGCGACCUCACCUGCAUCGCCCUGGUCGGCAUCGAGGAUCCCGUGAGGGAGGAGGUGCCGGACGCGAUAAGAAACUGCCAGAGGGCCGGGAUCACCGUCUGCAUGGUCACCGGGGACAACCUCGGCACCGCGCGGGCCAUCGCCCUGAAGUGCGGGAUUCUGCACCCCCAGGAAAAUUUCCUCUGCAUGGAGAGCACCGAGUUCAACAGGCUGAUCCGGAACGCCGAGGGCGAAGUCGACCAAGAGCGUUUCGACAGGAUUUGGCCGCGGCUCCGCGUGCUGGCGAGGUCCAGCCCGUCGGACAAAUACAACCUGGUCCAAGGGAUCAUCGAGAGCCGCGCCCUGGGACAGAGGCAGGUGGUGGCCGUGACCGGCGACGGCACCAACGACGGGCCGGCGCUGAAGAAGGCCGAUGUCGGGUUCGCCAUGGGGAUCGCCGGGACGGACAUAGCCAAGGAGGCCUCGGACAUCAUCCUCACCGACGACAACUUCAUGAGCAUCGUGAAGGCCGUCAUGUGGGGCCGGAACGUGUACGACAGCAUCGCCAAGUUCCUUCAGUUCCAAAUGACGGUCAACGUCGUGGCCACCAUCGUGGCCUUCACGGGAGCGUGUAUCACCCAAGACUCGCCCCUCAAGGCGGUGCAGAUGCUCUGGGUCAACCUCAUCAUGGACUCUUUUGCCUCGCUCGCCCUGGCCACGGACCCCCCCACCGAAGCCCUCUUGCGCCGAAAACCUUACGGCAGGAAACAGCGGCUCCUCUCCAACGCGAUGAUCAGAAACAUCGUGGGCAGCGCCAUCUAUCAGAUCGUGGUCAUCUUUGGGCUCCUGUUCGCGGGGGAGAAAAUAUUCAACAUAGACAGUGGGAGGAACUCUGACCUGCACACCCCGCCUACCGUCCACUAUACCAUGGUCUUCAACACUUUUGUGAUGAUGCAGCUCUUCAACGAGAUCAACGCCCGCAAGGUGCACGAUGAAAGGAAUGUUUUCGAAGGCCUCCUCAACAACAGCAUCUUCUGCCUAGUCGUCGGGGGCACGUUCAUCGUGCAGUUUUUUAUCGUGCACUAUGGGGGGAAGGCUUUCGGGUGUACACAGCUCAGCCCAGAAAUGUGGCUCUGGUGCAUUUUCCUUGGAAUGGGAGUAUUGAUCUGGGGGCAGCUGGUAAUCUCUAUUCCCCACAGAUACGUGGGAAUCGUCAUCAAUUUCCUGGGGUGUCAUAAAGCCAGAGUGUCCUUUGAGGAGUCAAGUGCAAAAGUCAAGUUGAGUCCUAGCCAGAGUCUGUGGAUGAGGAGCGCCAGCAGAAUACAAACUCAGAGCAAGGUGAUAAGAGCGUUUCAGUCUUUAACCUAUGAAGACGUUUCCAUGGCCCAAAAGGUACGCCUGUCUUUGCAGUAAUAGGUUCGCCCGGCACGGUUCGGGGUACGCAUUUCCGUAAACUGAACAAUUCGAACAUCUCUUUCUCAUUAAAAUCUUGUUACCUCAACAGAAGUAGUCGUUUGUAAAUCCUGGUUAACGACCCGGAGAUGACGGCAUUUUUUUUUCCGGUUCCUCGCCCUAGAGCCUUUUGUGCUGUUCGAAGAGCGCCAUCUUUUUUUUUUCUUUUUUUCCUCCCUCUCAUUUAAAUCGAGGCAAAGUUUUAACAAUGUUUCCUCAUAUCGGUGGCUAACCAGUCCUGGACAGAGAAACAACCUGAUGAAAUAAUUUAACUCCGGAACGAUCGGACGCUUACUCCCCUUACAAAUUUUUUUAUUUCUUUUGCCUUGUUUUUGGUAAGCAACUGGGUUUAAAAAAACCAAAAAACUUAUGUAAUAAGUUCAUUAAUUUUGGCCUUUGAUGCCAACCUGCCUUAUUCAUAUUAUGAAUGAUACAAAAAAUGAUUCCAGGAUACGUAGAUUCUAGAAGCUAUACCGUUGGAAGAUGACAAACAUCCCUUUAAACGGUUACCAGAAAAGCAUGGGCCUCCAAAUCCUACUUUAUUUUCAAGAGCGGGAUAUUUUCUAAGGGGUACCGAUUUACUCCUUGUUACAUACUGCUAGAGAAUCGAUAGGUGUUUUUACAAGAAAUAGGCAACCCAAGCGUUUAAUCAAAAUGUAAGAAGCGGUGAUCUGAACAAUCAUAUAUAGCCUCAUUUCCUUAAGCAUGUUUACUCCUUAAAAUUAAUGUAAAAAUAAAAACUUCAAAAAUUCCA
Molecule: messenger RNA, 4143 nt
Organism: Ornithorhynchus anatinus (platypus)
Lineage: Eukaryota; Metazoa; Chordata; Mammalia; Monotremata; Ornithorhynchidae
Product: plasma membrane calcium-transporting ATPase 1-like
Exons: 1
Coding region: 33-3350 (1105 amino acids)
Biological process (GO): regulation of cytosolic calcium ion concentration; calcium ion transmembrane transport
Cellular component (GO): membrane; intracellular membrane-bounded organelle
Molecular function (GO): ATP binding; ATP hydrolysis activity; P-type calcium transporter activity
Source: RefSeq, a predicted model, not a curated record